This is a messenger RNA of Volvox carteri f. nagariensis, 2043 nucleotides long. RefSeq lists its product as uncharacterized. The coding region runs from base 1 to 2043 and encodes 680 amino acids. Gene Ontology annotation, biological process: exocytosis; Golgi to plasma membrane transport. Lineage: Eukaryota; Viridiplantae; Chlorophyta; Chlorophyceae; Chlamydomonadales; Volvocaceae. Gene Ontology annotation, cellular component: exocyst. The record is from RefSeq and is a predicted model, not a curated record. The transcript has 9 exons.
AUGGAGCAGCUACUGCCGAAAAUCUGGGUGGAGCUGCGGGGGAGUUGUACGGCAGCGCUGGAGGAUGCCGAGGCCUUCCGGGCCCAGGUCGGCUUCAGCGCCGCCGCUGCGUCGGCGGCGACCUUGGCGACGGGCACCGGCGGCGGCACCAGCGCCAGCAGCUCCCCCACGUCCGCGAUUUCCUCGCGUUCUGUGGUCCCCAUUGCGCGGUUUAUUGAGGGCGUGUUGCGGGAGCUGAUGGCGGCUGCGGCCGCACUGCCGCCCUUCGCAUCCGCGUUCCUGGCUAUGGCUGAGCGCAUACUGGCCCGCAUGUUGGCGGCCUUCCUGCACGAGGUCCGAGCGCUUUCCGUGGGUUGUCCCUCCACUCGGCUUCCCAAUGCACUGCCGGGUGCGCUGCCGGGCGGGCGAGCGACAGCCGCAGGGGGAGGGGGAGGAGGGGGAGGAGGAGCGGAAGCGGCCGGGGGUGGAGGGGCCUCCGCCUCCGCCUCGUCCUCCGCAUCUGACUUGGUGGCGUUCCUGGUAUCCCUCAGGACGCAGGAGCGGCCCCUGCUGGUGCCCCCGCAGCUGAGGCCGCUGGGGGCAGGAGGAGGCGGAGGAGGUGGCGGGCGGCCGCUAGCGCCGGCGCAUGGUUUCGGUGCCGAUGGCGACGCAGCUGAGGUGGAGCUGCAGUAUUUUGUGAUGCGGGAGCGACCCGUGGGUCACGAACGGCUUGUGUUUGGGCAGGGUGGCUCGGACCGUGCCGUACACCUGGCGGCGAUGAGCGAGUCCUUGGACUUCGUAGCGGAGGCGGUUAUUCGUCUUACAGCCAAACUGGCGGAGGGAGGCGGUGGCGGUGGUGGUGGCGGUGGCACAAACAGUAGCAGUAGCAGUAGUAGUGGGCCUCAAGGUCGAGGUCGGGGCGGCGGCAGCAGCCGUACAUCGCAGCCACCGCAUGCUUACUCGGGUGCCGCCAACGUCCCGGACCUGCUGCUGCCCGUGGUACAGAGCUACAAGGCGCUGGCGGGUCACUGCGUUCGGUUGCUGCGGCUGGAGGCGCUGCUGCUGGUGGGCUCCCAUCUGGCCCCCGUGGCGGCCGCCAGCCACCUGUGCGAGGAGGGCGACUCUGUGGAGGCCCGAGUGCCGCAACGCACCGUUACCGAUGUGACGCUGGGCUCGCUGCAAAGGUGCCUAGACCGGGCGUACGGCCUCACGCCAGGCGCCAAGAUGGCGGAGGUGGUGGGAGCAGUGGUGGGUGCAGUGCAGGCACCGGCGGAGCGUUUGGGCGAUGUGCUGCUGGAGGGGCUAGUGGCGGGGAAAGAUGCGUUGUUGGAGGGGCUGGUGGCGGGUAGGGACACGCUAGUUGCUGGCGUCAAGACCUUCCAGGUCCGGCUGAUGCACGUCUUCCACUUUAGCCGCCCCGACCUGACAACAGAGGAGCUCGCAGGCGAGAAGGCGCUCCGUGCGCCAUUUAACCUGGAGUACGAGGAUCGGCAGCGGCCAGUGGAGGCUAUCCAAGCUCUGGUUCCUCGCCUCCUGGGACCCCUGCCGCCCGACCUUGUCGACGCAAUGCUGCCCAAGCCGGCCGUCUCAGGCAACCGCGCCGAGCCGCUCGCGUCGCAUCUUUUCGCCGCCUGGCUUGGCGGCGCGCCUCUGCCGCCGCUGGAGGCCGCUACGUCGUCGUCGUCGUCAUCGUCAGGCGCUGGCGCCGGCGCCGCUGCCGCCAGAGGCGGCAGCGCCGCUACGUCAUCAUCGUCAUCAUCGCCGUCGUCGUUUUGGAUGAGUGGCUUGAUUGGUCUGUGGAAUCGGGUUUUGGGCAGGAAGCAGCCCGCUGGCGGCGCGGCGGCGGCGGCGGCGGCGGGGGAGGAGGAGAAGGAAGAGGAGGAGGAGAAGAAGAAGAAGACGAAACGCGAGGAAGCUGAGAAGCCGGCGCGUCCGCUGAUGAGUACGGCGGAGGCGUGGGCGAUGUACGAGCAGCGGGCGCUGCAAAGGGGCGACGCCGCCGUCGCUGAGAACGGCAGCGAGCUUGAGCGAGGCUGGCUCCCAGAGCUCCUCCUCCAGAAGUGA